This is a messenger RNA of Oryza brachyantha (malo sina), 1114 nucleotides long. RefSeq lists its product as uncharacterized. Bases 1 to 834 code for a protein of 277 amino acids. The transcript has 2 exons. The record is from RefSeq and is a predicted model, not a curated record. NCBI's taxonomy places the organism in Eukaryota, Viridiplantae, Streptophyta, Magnoliopsida, Poales, Poaceae.
AUGGCUGGGAGGAGGCUGCCGGCGUUCUGCCGCGGCGGUUGGUCGACGGCGGCGGCGGCGGCGACGACGCCGAGGGUGAUCAGGAAGCGCGUGCAGCGGGUGGCGGCCGGCUACCACCACCACCACCACCACCACCACGGCGGCGCCUCCUCCAAGCUGCCAGCGGCGGCGAGCUUGGGCGGAAGGACUUGUGAUGAAGGCGGGUGGUGGUGGUGGUACGGCGUCGGCGGUGCGGACGUGGUCGGCGCCGCAGCCGGCGCGGACGGCGGCGAUAGGAAGGACGGUGGCGGCGGGCGGCGCCUGGUGAUGGUCGUGGCGGACGGGCGCGCGGAGGCGGCCGGCGCGCUGCAGUGGGCGCUGUCGCAGGCCGUCCGGCGCAACGACGCCGUCCUCCUCCUCGCCGUCGUCAAGCCGCCGCCGCCGGCGGCGUCGUCAGCGGGCGACGGCGGUGAGUCCUUCUGCGUGAACAUGUCAAGGACAAGGUGCUACCAACAGCUCGACGCCAUGAGGAGCUUGUGUGAAUCAGCCAGACCAGAGGUGAAGGUGGAGGUGUGUGUGGUGGAGGCGGCAGGGCGGGAGCGCGCGCCGGCGGUGGUGGAGGCGGCGAGGCGCCACGGCGCGUCGCUGCUCGUGCUGGGCCAGCGCCGGCGGCGGGCGGCCGCGCGGUGGCUGCUGGCGCUCCGGCGGCGGAGGGGCGGGAUGAGGAGGACGACGGUGGAGUACUGCAUCGAGCACGCGCCGGCGCCGUGCGUCGCGCUGGGCGUCCGGCGGCGGAGCUCCGGCGGCUACCUCGUCUCCAGCAAGCGGCACAAGGACUUCUGGCUCCUCGCUUAAUUAAUUAAUUAUGGUUUCUAGUAUUACUAGUAGCUAAUUAAUUUCUGGAUCGGUCGAUUAGUAAUUCACAUGCACGAUGCUUGAUCAAGGAAGGUGUCAACUGUGUCAAGUGCUGAGGAUGAUCGAGUUUCAAACAUUAGACGGUGAAACCUACGAAUCAAAAAAACAGGAAAUGCGAUUCUGCAUGUUUUUGACAUUAUAUACCCAUGUAGCUAUUAUGUAACAGAAUUGCAAUAAAUAUAUCAUACGUUCUAAACUUUAGAAGUUCUACAUAUUUGUC